Messenger RNA from Exophiala mesophila, 3013 nucleotides. RefSeq lists its product as uncharacterized. Bases 1 to 2751 code for a protein of 916 amino acids. NCBI's taxonomy places the organism in Eukaryota, Fungi, Ascomycota, Eurotiomycetes, Chaetothyriales, Herpotrichiellaceae. The transcript has 2 exons. Gene Ontology annotation, biological process: Golgi to plasma membrane transport; exocytosis. Gene Ontology annotation, cellular component: cytoplasm; exocyst. Gene Ontology annotation, molecular function: protein binding. The record is from RefSeq and is a predicted model, not a curated record.
AUGUCGAAACCCAAGAAGCCAAAUGCCUUGCCCAAGGCACCGCGGAGAGAUCCGUUGGCAUCCUUGAAGCUGGCCAAUAUGCUCAUAUCGAAACCCGUCUUUCCUGCAGAGAUCCUUGCCACAAUUGUCAGUUACCUCGAUAUGCCAGAUUUGUUGCGAUUUGCCAGGGUAUCUAGGCGUAUGUGCGAGAUGGUCUAUGAUGAUGCAAAAUGGGUGCAGAGACUUCGCCAGAUGGGUUGCUGGGAUGAAGCAGAGGCCAAAAAAAGAGCAGACUCUACAAAACACCCUACCACCCCUGGCCAGACACGCACCCCCAUCGACAGAAACGUGGUCAACGGAAAAGGUCGGCCUGAACUCCUUUUCGACGUUGAUGCAUCUCCCAUCGCCCAGCGAGGACAAAGCAAUCUCAGGUCUCCCAUUCGACCCCGUCCUGCCAACGCCGACGGCUUUGAUAUCGCUCAGUUGGCCAGCCCCAAAGCAACCAAUCCGCCUGCGCUACCGUCUGAAAGUCAUAUACCUCUCACAAUCUUUCGUCACGUCAAAUCCAUCAGAGGCCAGGCUAGGCGAGAGUAUGGCAAGAUAUAUGCUGCUCUUGGUCCGUACUAUAACAACUUGACGACUGUGUCCAAUCCCAUGGACUCAACGAUCUUCACACGUUUGACCGCCCCCGAAGAUCAAGCACAGCUUCUGGCCAAUCUCAAACUCUUUGCUUGCAGCGACUUUUCUCCUCUCGCCCCUAGCAGAGAGCUCCGUUUGCAGUCCACGAUCGACCUCUUCGACACCGCUGCCCUACUCGAGUUUCGUAAGGGCUAUGAGUUCAAGGAUAUCCAAGGCCGAAUGCGUCAGUAUGCGAAAGUCAUGCACACUUUGAAUGGUGGCAAGAGCAGCAUCGAUCUUUUUCUCAACGACAAUAACCUAGUCUCUCAAAAGGUCAAUCUUGGCACAGCGUCCGAUUGCGUGGACUAUUCUCUUGGUUAUGGUCAGCUGUCGCUUGAAAAAGUUCAGGCUUACUUCGAGAGAUUGGAAGCUGCAUUCGCUCAAGAGAACGCGGUUGUUCAAACAGUAUUUCCUGACCCCAAGGAGGUUUCCCUACGACUUAUUGAGGUGGUUGGUAGCGAUAUUCUUUCUCCAUUCCUCUCACAUCUGUUUGAUGAUGCCCGUAACAGAGGCUCUUCCAUGUAUCUCCGGACCAUUUCGGGCACUUUAGCUGCCACGAAACAGUUUAUUGGAGACAUCGCAUUGCCCAAGGAUGUCGAUGAGGCAACCACCAUCAGAUGUAACGCCGUCCUCACUCAAAUUUUCCAACCGCACCUCCAGGCCUAUCUAGCUGAAGAAAUUUCAUUCUUCCGGGCCAAGGCUAAUUCGGAAGUCGAACAAUGGGAUAGGGCACUUUCCCAGCAAGCAGAAUCAACAGAAGACUUUCUCAUGUCUAAUGUCAACAAUCGUCAGGCAGAUAAAAAGGAUUUCAUGUCAUCCUUCAAGAAGGUCGUCAUGAUGCCGGUCAACAUCCUCCCCAGCUUUUCCAGCACCUCGUCACAGAAAUCGCCCGCGAAAGCUAUGGUCAAUGGAGAAGCAGUCCAUUCUCGUGCCUCGACGCCCAACCCGUUCGGAGUCCGCACUGUGACACCCUCACUCCCCAGUGAAGCCCCUACCUCUGAACUAGCCGCCAAAGCUGCACUCAUGACGACCAAAUUGGAGAACAUCAAGUCGCUCUUCUCCAUCGAGGUGGCGCUUAAUCUCGUCCAUGCCGCGAAAUCGUCUCUUGAACGAGCUGCACAGUUCGUCAGUUUGGGUGGCGAAGUUGGAGAGGCUGCCCGCCUACAGUGCACUGCCAUUUUUGUGCUCCUAGUUCAGUCCAUCGGCGACCGACACGUCAAGUCAGGCUUUGACAAAGCAAUCGACCAUCUUGCAGCCUACAGCCCUCGGGAAGCCGAUAGCAAAUCCGCUCAAGUGGCCCCACUAGCAACAUUCCUCGAACUCGUCAAUGUAGGCGAUCUCAUCCAACAGAUGCUCGACGUGUUUUACGAAUCCGAGCUGGUGCGUCUUCAAAUCUCCAAGCGAGACGAUUUCCUCGACGUCAAUGUCAAAGAAAAGAAAAAGUUCGAAGCCAUGCUGGACGAACGUGUUGCAGCGGGACUCAGUAAAGGCAUUGACGUGUUAAUGGACGAAGUCGAAUACAUCUGCGCGACCAGCCAACAAGCGACCGACUUCUACCCCGACCUCGCGGUCGCCGAAGCAGGAGGCGGCAUGGCCAAAGCCCCGAUUGUGAUGGAUUUCUCUGACAAGCCCACCGCGACGGCAUCGCGAGUCAUCUCACUCGUCAGCCACCACACCAGCAUGCUGACCGGGGCGACGGACAAGUCGCUCUUGGACGUGUUUACCACAGAAGUCGGACUGCGACUUUUCACCGCAGUGACGAAACACAUCAAACGACAGCGGAUCUCCACCUCGGGUGCUUUGCCGCUGAUGGCUGACCUCGGCGCAUACGCCAACUACAUUGCAACCCUCAAGAACAACGACCUGACAUCAUACUUUGUGGCGUUGCGUGAGGUGGCACAGAUUUUCCUCAUCGGUGGCGACAGCGAGCGUGACGUCAAUGAAAUGGCCACCAUAAUCAGCGACAGCGAACGCUACCGAGGUAUUUUUACGGUUGACGAGGUCGUCGAGUUCGCCGAACGCAGAGCUGACUGGUUACUUGUCCGAGGCCGUGUCGAGAAAAAGGUCAGUGGCGAACAGUGUCUUGUCAUGUGACCAAGAGGAGGAAAUGGAGCAUAUAGACCUUGACAGACUGGCGGUCAGUGGUCAUGGUGAUGAGAUGAAAUAGAUGUCAAGAGAAAUGAACCGUUAUGAAAAAAAAGAGGGCAUAAAUGAAUGUGACGAACUGACCAUACAAGUCAUUGGAGUAUGAUGGGUUUGGAGCUAGCGUCGAUUAGACAUGCAGCAUUUAUUUGAUGGGAAUUUAUUGCUUCUCUGGGUCUCCCCUCAAGGAAGAAUGCAUACAUGAAUGAGCAAU